UCAUAUUUGCCAUAAUCCAUACUACACCCAUACUACACAUGCUACCUCCCCGGAUACAUCAAUACAUUCCCAUCCCCCAUACGUCCCCAUACAUCCGCUCUCCCCAUCCCAUACCUAUUUAGUCCCUGCUCGACCCCGCGGUGCCCAGUGUGGGCAGCAGAAAGAUUUACGGAAUCUGAAUGGCCGGGUUACAGCGCACUGGAGAGAUCACAAGACACGGGGUACGCACCAGGGAAAAAGGAAAAGGCUGAGGAUGUCCAACGUAGACGUGGUACAGCGCACAGCCGCUGCUGCGGCACUCCCCUCACCACUACCUCCAUUCGAGAGCGCUAUGGCUGCCGCUGCUGCUACCGCAACCGCAACGGCCGCUGGCCCUGCGACGAAACCCCAAACUUCCCACUCCUCAUCUUCCACGUCGAUAGGGAUAGCAGCAGGAUCGACGACAACCACGAAUACGGCGAUAACGACACCAAUUAAUCAUAAUAAUUCCUCUUUAGCAGCCAUUUUACCACCGCCGCCGACAACGCCGCAGAUCGGAGUUAUAGGGAUAAAGAGGACAAGAAACGGCGACCACAGAGAAGGCAGGAAUUCGAAAAGCAGGACGAGGACGUUUAAUACCAAGAGCAUGGAGCCCCCGGUACUGUCUUUUUACGGCACCCAGCCGGUUCCCCUGCCCUCGCGGUUCGGCAGUCUGAAAAAGCGACUCGUAGCCGGCCACGAAUCGGCGCUCGAAGCGUCCUGGGGACGGCUGAUUGCCGCCCUGCGCGACGAGGUGAAGUACAUCGAGAAGAACGGCGCGGGACUGAUCCCGGAAAUCAACUUCACGGACAUCGACGACGACGCGAAAGUCGCGCCUUUCCAUGCCCAGCUGAAACGCCACGGCAUCGGCGUCGUGAAGGGCGUCGUGCCCGCGGCCGACGCGAGCACCUGGGUCGAGGAGACGAAGAAGUACCUCGAGAUGAAGCACGAGUACAAGCCGCCGCCGGCGCAGGACCCGACCUGCUUCGACUUCUUCUGGACGCCGGCGCAGGUGCGGUCGCGCGCGCACCCGCACGUGCUGCAGGCGCAGCGCUUCGCCAUGUCGCUGUGGAACACGAACAACGACGACCGCCUCGCCACGCGCUUCCCCAUCACCUACGCGGACCGCAUCCGGAUCGAGUCUUUUUCCAAUGGGAACCUGACCGUGAACGGGGCCGUGACGGCGGCGACGCACGAGGACAGCCUGAUCGCCGCCGCGGCCGCGACGUCGGCCGCGCAGAUCGCGCAGGUGGACAACGGCAGCCUCGAGCGCUGGGAGCAGGACGGGUACGGCCGCACCGGCCUCUACGACGCCAUUUUCAAGGGAGACUGGGAAUCGUACGACGCGUGGGAUCCGGCGGGCCGCAUCAACGCCACGUCCGACCUGUAUAACGGCGCGGGCGUGUGUUCCAUGAUGCGGCUCUUCCAAGGCAUCCUCGCGCUAACGGUGGUAGAGCCGGGCAUGAUCAGGCUCCUGCCCUCGCCGAAGCUAUCCACGGCGUACUUCCUGCUGCGCCCGUUCUUCACGGCGAAAGAGGGGCCGCCUCCACAGGGCGCGGGCGCCGAAGCGUGGGACAAGUACUUAGACGCGUCGAAUUGGACGCUGGAGAAGGAGCCGUCGACGAUAAUACACGGCGCGGUGCCGGGCCAUGCGCAGCGCGUGACGGCGGCGUGGCACCCGCACCUGCAGCUCGACAAGAGCCUGGUGACGGCGCCGACGCUGCAGGUCGGCGACUACAUCAUCUGGCACCCGGACCAGGCGUACCAGUUCUCCAACACGAACUACCGGACCAGCAGCCGGCCGCAGACCUCGUCUUCGUCGGGCGGCAGCACCACCGAGGGAGCUCCCGCAGCAACGAGCGAAGACAACACGUCCAUGCUGGUAUACACGCCGGCAGCGCCCCUAACGCAGACUAACGCUUUGUAUCUCGCGCGCCAGCGCAAGACCUUCCUGCGCGGGCACCCGGGCCCGGACUUCGACUCGACGGGGACGGGUCUCGGCAGCGAGGCGCCGCACACGGGACGCCUAGGGGAGAAAGACAUCCGCGGGGUCGGCGGCGAGGAGGGCCUGCAAGCGAUGGGUCUCGCGCCGUGGAACCUGAGCGGGAGCGGGGCGCAGAAGAGCAGCAGCAGCAGCCGGCGGCACGCGCACAAGCACUCGUCCUCGUCUCUUCCAAAGGAGAAGGACAAGAAAGACGCCAACGCCAACGCCAACGGGGACGUGGACAUGGACAUGGACACGUCGUCGCGGAGCAGCAGCCGCGACAGCCGGUCCAGCAGCUCCAGCAGCACGCAGGCCGAGGCCGAGGUCGUGCGGCUGGCCAACAUCAUCCUGUUCCCGGACCGGUACGACUUCUACAUGCCGACGCGCGCCAGCAGCCCCGCGUCCGCGUCAGCGAGCCGCGGCGACCGGGGCGAGAAGGAGAGGGAGCGCGAGCGCGAGCGCGAUCGCGACGUGAGGGAGCGGGAGAGCUCCGACCGGGAUAAGGAUCGGGAUAAGGCGACGGCCAGGGAUAGAGAUAAUAGGUGAAAAAUGCCUAGGUACCUAGGUACUAAGUAAACGGUAAAUGGUAAAUAGAGAGGCGAUGGGUGCGAGAAUAUGCAUAUCUAGGUGGGAAACUAUAAAACUCAUGGGAAUGGGAGAGGGGAUGUGUGGGUGAAAGAUUAGGGGCGCAUGAGCAAACUCUUAGCAACCUUGGAAGGGUAAUGAGCGAGCGAGCGAGCUACCGGCUACUACGUUUGAAGCUGUAUAUAAGUUACUAAACUCCCUCCGUCAAACAGGGACAUGCAUCAAGGGCUGUACGAGGUAGUCGAGAUAAAUAGGCCGAAGAACCAGCUGGGUCGAGUCGAGUUGGAAUUGAAAAGUUU
Molecule: messenger RNA, 2886 nt
Organism: Annulohypoxylon truncatum
Lineage: Eukaryota; Fungi; Ascomycota; Sordariomycetes; Xylariales; Hypoxylaceae
Exons: 1
Coding region: 254-2548 (764 amino acids)
Source: RefSeq, a predicted model, not a curated record